This is a messenger RNA of Closterium sp. NIES-65, 1980 nucleotides long. Lineage: Eukaryota; Viridiplantae; Streptophyta; Zygnematophyceae; Desmidiales; Closteriaceae. The record is from the annotation of a GenBank genome assembly.
AUGAGAAGGCAGGGUAUCUGGGACGACAUGGGAGGCAGAGGCGGCAGGGUGGAGCAGCUGUGGUGCGCGAGAGGAAUGGAUUCGCGGGUGUGGCUUGUGCAUGAAGCGGGGUUGAUAGUACCGAGUACGAGGUGGAGGGUGGGGACGUGGAGGGCGAUGUGCCACGUGGCGAAGAAGCGAGGUUUUGUUGAUGGAGACGAGGGAAAGGGGAAAAACGGAAAGGGGGGGAAGGGGAAAAAAAGAGAGAAGGGGAAGGGGAAAAGUGGAAAUGAGGGAAAGGUGAUAAGAGGAGGCGAGGGAAAGGGGAGAAGAGGAGAUGGGGAGAAGAGGAACGAAGCAGAUGAAAGGAAGGGGGGUGAGGGGCAGGGCCAGGCAGGUGGUGCGGGCGAUGGGAGAAAAGCGAGUGAAGGAUUAGUGGGUGCGGAAGUCGAGGGCGCCGAUGAGACGAGGCUGCGCAGCCGGCGGAGGAGGAGGGGGAGGCCGCGGAAAGUGGGGCCUGGGCUAGAUGCUGCCAUCCCGUCUGCCGGUGCUGGCAGGGAAGCGAUUGGGCGUGCUGGUGGCAGCGACGGCAGUGCUGUGUGGAGCGAUGGCGGUGUGAGGGAGCAGCAGCAGGAUGAGAUGGGUGGUGCUUCCGAGUUGGAGGAGGUCCACCAUGGCCUCAGCAGCACUGCACGCUCUCAUGAUGGUAUCGCUGCCCUUAACACCUUCUCCUCCACCCUCACACCCAACCCCACUGCCAACCCCACCCCCAUCGCCAUUCCCGCCUCCUCGCAGCCCCCAUCUCUACAUGUGCAGUUCCAAGACCUCUACUCCUCCCACCUCGCGCACAUCGCGCCGCCCUUCGCCUCGCACCGGGCCACGAGGGACAACGCCAUGGCGCUGCUCGCCCUGCAUCCCUCACCCCACACCGUUGCUGCCAUCUUCCGCGCCUGCUCCUCGCUCUUCCUCGUGCCCCUCACCCACCGCAUUCGGGCAGCUCUUGAGAUCUUUUCUGCCCACAGGCUGCCCGAGUCGCUGUUUCUGAGUGUGUUGCACUUCCUCUUCCUGCACCUCCCUCCCCCCACCGUCGCCAAGCUGCUGCACUCUGCUGCCUGCCGUGUCUUCCGCACGCCCCUGCCCUCGCUCCUCCUGCACCUCUCUGCAAUGCACUCUAUUAUCGCCCCCCCUCACUCGCUUCUCUUCCGCUACCCCCUCGCCCUCCGCUUCUCCCCUGAAAUACUUAAACAGAGACUUUCCCGAUUGGCUGAAAUUGUGCCGCUGACAGAAGCGCAGGAGGGGGUGGGAGGUGAAAAGGGAAGUGGAGGAGAAGGAGAGGGGAACGCAAAAUGGAGCGUACGGGGAAGGGUGAGGUUUGACUCUGCCUCGCUUCUUCCAGUCCCUCCUCUCGAUCCUUCCCUUUCGUUUGCAGCGGAUCCAGCGGUGCUCUCCCUCGUGCGCAAGCAACCGCACAUCCUCCACGCCAGAAGGGAAACCAUGCAGGAGGUGGUAACCACACUCACCACUCUCUUUGGCCCACAAGGCACCUCCUACGUGCUCUCCCGUCACCCAGCCCUGCUCACUGUGUCCCCUCGCACAAUAGAAGAUGCCAUGUUCGGACUUAUCGACAUUUUUGGAGAGGAAGUUACCUUAGAUAUGAUACAGCGCGAGCCGGGGAUAAUCCAGGUCCGGCACAGUACACUCCGGCCGAAGAUCGAUUUCGUGCUUGGGGAGAUGAUGCGCAGCAAGGAGGACAUGAGGGUGUGGCCGAACGUGCUGCUGCGCAGCCUGCCGCGCAUGCUGGUGCCGCGGUAUUUCCUGGUGACGAGGAAGGACCGCCAUGCCGCCAGGGUGCUGUCUCUGCCGUGCCUCUUCAGCAACUCUGACGCGCGGUUUAGGCGGAGAUGGGAGGUCAGUGAUGCGGACUGGAGCAAGGCACUUAUGGUGGGAGAAGUGUGGGAAGCCAGGAGGAAGGAGGGUGUGUUGGGUGGUGCAAAUCAGUGA